GGCGGAGUCAGGGAGGAGCUCUGCCCGGACUAGUUGCCGCUGGGCGCUGACUCGCCGCUCAUUAGUGCCGCUUGCUGCUUAGCACUAAGUUCGUGCCCUCUGCUCGCUGAGGGCGGCGGUGGUGGUCAUGGCAGCGGUGUGCCCUAUCUCUCCUGUGAGGCCGGCAGACAGCGCCUCUAAUGCCCGCCAAGACUGUAGCCCCGACCCGCAGACCAGCCCGGUUAAUGGCUUGAAUGGCGUGGAGGAGGAAAAAAAUCAACCAAACAGAGAUCCCAGGGGACCCAGUAUGUACAUACCUGUGUCUGAGUUGGCAGGGGCGUACUUUGGUGACAACAUUGCUGCUGUGAUGGGUAUACAUCCAGAGUACUUGCAUAUCUUCUGGAAAACACAACAUCAGCUCCUACGAAUGGACGGUGCUCUCUCCCUUCCAGAGAGACACUAUGUGGCAAUAAUGGCUGCUGCUCGGCACCAAUGUAUUUAUCUGGUGUCGCUCCACUCCUCCUGCUUUCUGCAGGUUGGAGGAGAUCCCCGUUGGUUGGAGGGCAUUCAACAGGCACCUAUUAAACUGCGUGUACUGAAUGACCUGAACAAGUUCCUUGCACACAGGCCGUGGAUGCUGGCCAAAGAACAUAUAGCAUUGCUUCUGCGCCCUCGUGAAGGUAACUCCUGGUCUCUAGCUGAAUUGAUCCAUGCAAUUGUUCUGCUAACUCACUUUCAUGCACUAUCUUCUUUCAUCAUGGGCUGUGGUAUCCGGACCCCACAGAGUCAGCUGAGUAAUUCCAGGCCCCCAUCUCCUGUUGAAUCCAAUGAGGCACUCAACAGUGCUGAAGAAGCAGAGCGUGUUGUAGCUGAAAUGCUGAAACUAAAUGAGGAAGGAGAAGAAGCCACUCGCGAGGAAAUGGAAACUAGAUUUGAAAAGGAAAAGAUUGAGAGUGUCAUGGUGACUGCCAAUGGUCGUAUCACACAGUGCUUCUUCUCUCCUGCUAUAUACCGCUUCCUGGAACACCCGGAAUUUGGAUACAUUGAUUUCACCAGACGUGGAGAGCAGGCUCCUCCUACUUUCCGUGCUCAUGAAUUCACAUGGGACUGCCAUGGGUAUUCGCUCAUGCAUGGAUUAUACUCUGAGAUUGGACAACUGCUGGAUGAAAAAUUCCAAGUGUCAUACAACUUGACCUAUCACACCAUUGCUACUCAUCAGGGUGUGGACACCUCUAGACUACGUCGAGCUAUCUGGAACUAUAUCCAGUGCAUCUAUGGCAUUAGGUAUGAUGAUUAUGAUUAUGGUGAAGUAAAUCAUCUACUGGAACGGAGUUUGAAGGUUUACAUGAAGACUGUGACUUGUCAUCCAGAAAGAGUAACACACCAACUCUACAAGGAUUUCUGGAGGCAAUUCAAGCACUCUGAAAAGGUUCACUUGAAUUUUCUCCUUUUAGAAGCUAAAUUGCAAGCUGCUCUGCUGUAUGUUCUCAGGGCCAUAUCCUCCUGCAAGACAUGAACUUGAAUUGGCACAUGGGGACGGACCAUCUCAGGAUUAAUGUCUGGACUAGGGUUGCCAUUAAUUCUUUUUCUGUUGUCUAUUUGCACUGAUAUUGAACAUUGCCCUUUUCUCUCAAAGUGGAGAUGUUAUUUUUUUCUAUUCUGUAGUUAGAUGUUUUUUUUGUUUGUUUUUUUUCUUCCACUUUCUCCCUUUGCAGGUUAUAUGUAGCAAUAUGCAACCACAAGCUAUAUCUACUUUUGUGGGGGUAUUUAUUUAUUUUUUAAUGUUUUUUUGGGGGUUUUUUCGUAAAGCAAAAUUGCACCUGUUCUUUGCACACUACAAUGCAGUACUAUAAACACUGGUGUUACUGUACAUCCAUUUGUGUAUCUCUCUCCCUGUGCAAUAUGUUCAGCUGGUAUUCAGUGAAGGAUUUAAGAUAUUUACACAGCCUUAAAAUCUACCUUAAUAUUUUUAUGUUUUAAAUGUCGUCUGUCAGU
Messenger RNA from Pelobates fuscus (common spadefoot toad), 1974 nucleotides. RefSeq names its product sestrin 2 (gene SESN2). The coding region runs from base 128 to 1495 and encodes 455 amino acids. The record is from RefSeq and is a predicted model, not a curated record. Gene Ontology annotation, cellular component: nucleus. Gene Ontology annotation, molecular function: oxidoreductase activity, acting on peroxide as acceptor; L-leucine binding. NCBI's taxonomy places the organism in Eukaryota, Metazoa, Chordata, Amphibia, Anura, Pelobatidae. Gene Ontology annotation, biological process: regulation of response to reactive oxygen species; cellular response to L-leucine; positive regulation of macroautophagy. The transcript has 10 exons.